Messenger RNA from Vicia villosa (hairy vetch), 1404 nucleotides. RefSeq lists its product as uncharacterized. Lineage: Eukaryota; Viridiplantae; Streptophyta; Magnoliopsida; Fabales; Fabaceae. The transcript has 2 exons. Bases 1 to 1404 code for a protein of 467 amino acids. The record is from RefSeq and is a predicted model, not a curated record.
AUGUCUAUUUUGGUGAACGGAUCUCCAACAAAAGAUUUUUGGGUUGAAAGGGGAUUAAGACAAGGUGACCCUUUAUCACCUUUCUUAUUCACUUUGAUUGCGGAAGGUUUGGCUCGUUUGUUCAAGAGGGCGUCAGAUAUAGGAAAGUUCGAAGGAUACACAGUGAGCGAAAAUUCUAAUGUGAGCCUUCUUCAAUUCGCUGACGAUACCAUGGUGGUGGGGAGAGGUUGUUGGAAGAAUCUCUGGAGCAUUAAGGCAAUAUUUAGAGGUUUCGAACUUUUAUCGGGUUUGAAAGUGAAUUUCUUCAAGAGUAAGAUAUAUGGUGUCAAUAUUAAGGAGGACUUUAUGGACCGCGCUUCUCAAUUUCUGUGUUGUUGCAGGAACUUAAUUCCUUUCAAAUUUCUAGGCAUUCCGGAGGGAGCGAAUCCGAGGAGAUGUAUCACUUGGAAACCUGUUUUUGAAAGCUUAAAGAAGAAGCUAUCAAUAUGGAAGGCUCAGUUGUUGUCUAUUGGCGGAAGAGUGACUUUAAUAAAUGCCGAAGAUGGAACCGAAUGGAGUCGUAUUCUGAGAGCUAGAUAUGGCGAUAUCAAACACUCUGUGUUGGCUGGCCGUGGGCAAAGGGCAAACAGAAAACUCUCAACUUGGUGGAAAGACAUCCUUACGGCAAGUGUGUCGAAAACUAACUUUGUGGAUUAUUUUGCAGGAAACAUAUCUUUCAAGCUCGGGUCAGGUUCAAACAUUCAAUUCUGGCACAUCAUUUGGUCAGGGAAUAACAACCUCGAAAAUCAAUUUCCGGCUGUAUACAAUCUGUCACGGCUUCAAAAUGGUUCAAUAGCUGAGAUGGGCGCUUUUCAUAGGGGAAAUUGGUCCUGGAAUGUUAACGUACCAGCAGAGUCAUUGCUGGCAGAUCCAGUAGCAGCGGUUGAAGCUUUGGAACUCAUUCAGCGCAUCGCCAUGACAAAACCGAUAGAAGAUGCUACGGACAUGGUCAUUUGGAGGCACAACCAGGACGGUGUCUUCUCGGUGAAAAGUUGCUACAGUCUGAUUCGGGACAGAAACAAGGAAGAUAUCUUGCCAAACGAGACUCUAAAGGCCUUAAUGAUGGUUUGGGAGACUAAUAUCCCCUCAAAGAUCAAGGUGUUUGGUUGGAGAGUUUUACUCAAUAGACUACCUUCUAGAGAUCAAUUGGUGAAGAGAAAGAUUAUUCAAAAUGAUGAGGAGAAAGUGUGUGUUCUGUGCGCGGCAAAGGAUGAAGACUUGGAACACUUAUUGUUCAAUUGCAGCUUUAGCCAAAAGGUGUGGGACAAUAUGCAAGGGUGGUUGAAACUGAAUAUGGUGGAACAAGCAACAGGAUUAAACCAUUUGUUUCUUUUUACUCAAGGUUUGAAAGGGAAGGUAAAAUAG